ACCUUUAUUUUCUGGAACAGGUUCUCUAAAGCAGUUUGUUGGCCCUGAAAUCACAAAGAAUCAGUUUUGCGCUUCGAACUUCAGUUAUCUACCGGGGCAGAGGUUACAAAUUGAAAAAUUGUGAAUUUAUACUUGUCAUUACAGACUUCCAGAAUGGUCUCUCAGGAAGGUCAAAUUCCCAGGUAUUUUGGGGGUGACAGAUCAAAAUCUCGGUAUGAAUUGGGACUCACAGCGCCAGAGGACGUCAGUGACUUGGUGGACGCGACGAAGGGAAGAUGAUAGCGGUUGCAGUCGUGCUCUUUAUGCUGACGAUCGGCAUCACGCUUGGCCAGGAGUCACAGUCCAGUCAGCCAGACUCGACAUUGCCCCCCAUCGGCCCUCUCGAGGUGAGAACAAUUCUCCUACAGGAAGAUGGAGUCCCCACGGCCUCUAGCUUCGCCCGACUCAACACAUCCUUCCCGGAGCUCUUCUCCUUCACCGUCUGCUACAGGAUAUACCUCCUGCGUUUCCGCGAGGAGUCGACGCUCAUGUCGUACGCGGUCUCGGAAAACAAGGACAAUGAACUAAGAAUGGAUCACCGACUGACGGGAUAUAAAGUGUCGCUGCACAGUCGGUGGGCGAAAACCGUACUGGAAACGCCCUUGAACCAGUGGGCCCAUUUCUGCAUUUCUUUCCACCAUCCAACAGGCGAGUGGAAGAUCUACCUCGACGGAGAAAUGACGGACAAGGGGGCGUUCCCUAUGACGUCGGAAUCACUUGUGGGAAGCGGCGCGUAUAUCAUCGGUCAGGAGCAGGAUUCCUUCGGGGGAGGGUUUCAACGCGACCAGAGCUUCAGCGGCGAAAUCACGCAGCUCAACUUCUGGUCUCGUGUUCUUGACGAGGGCACCAUCAGGAAGUUUGCCUCGUGCGCGGAGGAGGAGGCGGGCGACGCCCUUGCCUGGGACUCGCAGGUCUGGGACGUCUACGGCAAGGUCAGGUGGAUGGUCAGGCAGAAGGACGACAUCUGCCAGCAACAGAAGAGGUCCUUUACCAUCUUCCCCGAUCGAUUCUCUCUCAGCGAAGCCUUACACUUGUGUCAGGUGGUUGGUGGGAUCAUCGCCGUGCCCCAGACGGACGAGGAGAACGCCUGGCUGUACAACGAGUCCAAGAUCCACGACGCCUACUGUUCGGGCGGACAGUCCUCUUACUUAUGGCUGGGCGCGAACGACGAGAAGGUAGAGAGGCAGUGGGUUUACUGGGGCACCGGGGAACCCAUCCCCUGGGAGAGCAAGUGGCGGGGGGACGGCCCCAACGGAGGGACGGUGGAGAACUGCCUCGUCUUGCUCUCCGGUACCUUUCCCGGACGCUGGUCGGACAUCGCCUGUCUGGACACCUACUCCUUCUGCGUCCCCUGCGAGUUCGAGACGAGGACGUCGAUAUAUCUGAAGGGCCCUGCCAUGUGCGAGGGAUCUCCGUUCAACCUGCAGUACAUGCUCGGGGACUCCGUGGGAGGGCGGCCGGCUUUAGUGGGAUUCCUUCACACUGACAUCUUUUGGGACCAAGAACGGGGGUCUUGGGUCAUGCGUUCCCUCAAGGACUCCGACGCCGUGGCCACGUGGACCCCGAUCCAGGAGGGCAUGUAUCCCUUCGGCAAUCAGGAGUGGCAUCUGGAGACCGAGGUGUGCGGGAUCCCGAGCGGCGGAACCGUCAACCUCACCCUCUCGGUGUGCGGCGCGGGGAUGUUCACGUGCAACGACGGGAGGUGCAUCAGCCUCAAGCAGCGGUGCGACCUGCGAGUGGACUGCGCGGACCAGAGCGACGAGUCUCGGUGCUCGAUCGUGGACCUUCCCGAGGGCUACCACAUCGCCAUCCCGCCUCCAGCCGCGGCGGGGAACCAAACCCUGCCCAUCUUCUUCACCGUCAACAUCAUCGCCUUCCCGACCAUCGUGACGCAAGACCUCACCUUCGUCGCGUCCAUGCAGCUGAAACUCCGAUGGCAGGACACGAGGCUCAACUUCCUCAACCUGCACGAUGACCGGACGCUGAACCUGCUCUCCGAAGAGGCCGUGGCGAGUGUCUGGACGCCCCGGGUGUUCUUCAGGAACGCCCGUGGCAAUAUUUUCACCAAUCUGGAACGAGGGUCGCGCGUCGAAGGCAUCCGCCAGGGAGAGGCCAGACCCGGUCCCCCCAGCAGGCCCGAGGAAGUGAACAUCUAUCCUGGGUAUGAAAGCAGUCUGGAGAUGAGUCAGUUAUACAGCGUAACUUACUCCUGUGACUUCGAACUGCUCAUGUUCCCAUUUGAUGCUCAGCUGUGCCGUCUUCACUUCGAGUUGGUGUCGGCUUCCUCGUCUUACAUGACCCUCAUCCCGUCAGGGGCCAACUACACGGGUCAAAAUGAUCUCAUUGAGUAUACCAUAGGGAAAGUGUCUAUCAAAAUGGAUGAAGAAGGCGAGUUCUCGUCAGUAAGUGUGUAUGUGAGGUUUCAGCGUCGCUAUGUCUUCUACCUACUCACUCUCUAUAUACCGUCAACAUUACUUAUAAUCAUUGCCUAUGCAACCUUCUUCUUCAAUCCCCAAGACUUCAAUUCCCGCAUUGUAGUGGCUCUCACAUCACUGCUAGUGCUGUCAUCUCUUUACACACAGACUUCCAAUUCCCUGCCAAAGACGUCUUACUUCAAGCUAGUGGACAUAUGGCUAUUCUUCUCCAUAGUGAUGAUCUUUAUUGUCGUACUGCUUCAGACAUUAAUUGACUUCUCUGCUACAUUUACAAGAAAGAACUUCUUGAGAGUUUGCUGCACUGGAUCUUCAGAAACGGAUAAAUCCCAAAAUAGUGCAAGAAAUAACAUUACCAAGAUUGUAGUAUCAAAUAACAUGAGCAAUGAUGAACAGCACUCCAGAGCAAUCAGUAACGGGUGGAUACAGGACGAGUCGGCUUUGCCACUGAGAUACAGAACUCCAAAUGUUUAUCCCGUCAAUAUACCCCUUAUGAUCAAGAGUAGAUUCCUGAUACCAUUCAUAUUUUCCGUAUUUAACAUGGCUUAUUGGGGUUCAGCACUCACAUACCUGCACAGUAUUGAAGACUAAAGAACUCCCCAAAAAGACAUGGAGCUCCAACUGCAGUGUAUAACUACAGCAUAAAUAUAUAGUGUUUGCACUUUGUGUAUAUUUAGCUUCAUUUGCAUUUCAGGUUUGCUUAAGACAACCAUAAGUAUAUUAAAUAACACAAACUGAUAUAAAUUAGUACUUACCUAGUAGAUAAAUUUACUUGCAAAUUCUGUGUUUACUCUCAAUG
Messenger RNA from Penaeus vannamei (Pacific white shrimp), 3270 nucleotides. RefSeq lists its product as uncharacterized. Gene Ontology annotation, molecular function: extracellular ligand-gated monoatomic ion channel activity; protein binding. The record is from RefSeq and is a predicted model, not a curated record. Gene Ontology annotation, biological process: monoatomic ion transport. Gene Ontology annotation, cellular component: membrane. NCBI's taxonomy places the organism in Eukaryota, Metazoa, Arthropoda, Malacostraca, Decapoda, Penaeidae.